AUGAGACGGACAACGUCGUUCAGUCCUGGCUGGGCGAUGCAAAAGACUGGUUGRACUUGGAAGCGAAGCAGUUUACUCUGGACGUCGUGGCUCACGUUUCCAGUCGCAUCUUCGGCGGCAAAGAACUCGCCCGCGACAAAGGUUGGGUGGACCUUACGACGCAAUAUACGACCACCGUCAUGGAAGGCGUACACAAGUUACGGAGCGUUACCUGCGAUAUUUCGGCCCAUUGCCUGUCGGUUCAUACCAGAGUGUCGAAAAUCCCAGGGACUGGUUCGAGAAGCACGACGCAUGGCACAACCGCAGGUCGAAAAGCGGAUCAAGAUCCGAGACGAGGCAAUCGCAGCGGGCGCCUCGCCCAAAUCCUUGCCUGACGUGUUCUCGUGGGUGAUGGAAAUGGCAAAGGGACGUCCAAUGUUGUUCGCCGAGGUGCAGCUAGCCAUGUCCCUUGCAGCGGUUCACACGACGACUGAGACGAUCCUGCGCUGCUUGAUGGCUCUCUGCGACCAUCCGGAGCUUCAAGCGUCGCUCCGGAAGGAAAUGGUCGAGGUCCUACAAUCAGACGGCUGGGCGAAGACUGCCCUCUACAGGAUGAAAUUGCUGGACUCGUUCAUCAAGGAGUGCCAAAGACUGGCACCAUUGGCGACUGUAUCGAUGAUGAGAGUCGCCGAGAAGGCAGUCGUCCUAUCCGACGGCACCGUGCUCCCCCAGAACAGCUUUAGCGCAGUCAUUGACAAUUCAGGGCGGGACAACAACAUCUUCGAGCGACCCGAAAAGUUCGACGCCUCACGAUUUCUCAAAAUGAGAGAACGACCUGGGGAGGAGAACCAACACCAACUUGUCGCCACCUCUACGGAUCAUCUGGCUUUCGGCCAUGGUAUCCACGCUUGCCCAGGUCGGUUCUUCGCGUCCAACGAAGUAAAGAUCAUUUUGUGCUUCCUACUCAUUCAAUAUGAAUGGCGAUAUGUACCGGGUCAAGAACGAUUGCCUUUUUAUGAGUUCGAGACAACCCUCAUCGCCAAUCCUGCGACGAAAUUGCAAGCUAGGAAACGCCAAGCCGAGGUGGAUGUCUUGCAGCCGAUGGCAUAA
This is a messenger RNA of Ramularia collo-cygni, 1089 nucleotides long. RefSeq lists its product as uncharacterized. Gene Ontology annotation, molecular function: heme binding; oxidoreductase activity, acting on paired donors, with incorporation or reduction of molecular oxygen; monooxygenase activity. The record is from RefSeq and is a predicted model, not a curated record. The transcript has 3 exons. The coding region runs from base 1 to 1089 and encodes 362 amino acids. Lineage: Eukaryota; Fungi; Ascomycota; Dothideomycetes; Mycosphaerellales; Mycosphaerellaceae.